Lodderomyces parapsilosis is the source of this 858-nucleotide messenger RNA. It is a transcript of the gene RTG1, whose product is annotated as Rtg1p. Gene Ontology annotation, molecular function: RNA polymerase II cis-regulatory region sequence-specific DNA binding; DNA-binding transcription factor activity, RNA polymerase II-specific; protein dimerization activity. The coding region runs from base 1 to 858 and encodes 285 amino acids. Lineage: Eukaryota; Fungi; Ascomycota; Pichiomycetes; Serinales; Debaryomycetaceae. The record is from RefSeq and is a predicted model, not a curated record. The transcript has a single exon. Gene Ontology annotation, biological process: regulation of transcription by RNA polymerase II.
AUGUCACAAUUUGACACAUAUCUUGAGAACUACGCAAACGAUCAAUUCAAGGAGGAUGGCACUCGCCAUGGUCGUGGUGCGAACCAGAACUCAAUCCCUGAGAUUAGACGAGAAAAUUUUGACGACUUCUUAAGCGGGUCGGCUGAUAUCAAGCGUCAAUUAUCACAAUCAUUUAGUGGUAGUGGUGGUGGUGGCAGUGGGGGUAAUAAUGGUACCGUCGGCGGUAGUAGUGGGGGUGGAUUAGGUACUAACACCGUACAUCAUGGUGGUAUCAGCAAACCUCACUCAAGACGUAAUUCAGCUUAUAUCAAAUCUCAAGAGGGGAGCGAUGCUGAGGAUAACAAUGAAAAUAAUGACAAUGAAAACGGCCAAGGAAAUGAAAGGAAACGAAGAGAUAAUAUUAAUGAUAAAAUACAAGAGUUGUUGACUUUGAUUCCGAGUGAAUUUUUCGAGAUUAAAGAGGAGCUGAAGCUGAAGACAGAAAGCAGUCCCUCGGAUAGAUCACCCAAUGAUGACGAUGUGAACAAUACUGCAGGUAAGACCGGAACAAAAGACGGAAAACCAAAUAAGGGACAAAUUUUAACCAAAGCAGUGGAAUACCUCCAAUCUUUACAGAAUUUGAUUGACGAAAAUAAUCGAAAAGAAGUUGAAUUGAUCAUGAAAUUGGAGACGCUUAAAUUGAAGAAAAAGAAUAAUGGGGUUGUGAAUGAAAGUAUACCUAUAAGAAUUGGUUACACGAGUGCCGAAAAAGCCCUUGGAGAAAUUGGUGUUGGGCCAUGUUCAGAGGACUACUUUAAAGAUGUUUUAGUGAAGAGUGCAAAUGCGAGCAAGUCGUCAAGAAAGAAUUACAAUGGGUAG